Molecule: messenger RNA, 3548 nt
Organism: Labeo rohita (rohu)
Lineage: Eukaryota; Metazoa; Chordata; Actinopteri; Cypriniformes; Cyprinidae
Gene: kcnip3a
Product: Kv channel interacting protein 3a, calsenilin
Exons: 8
Coding region: 1382-2074 (230 amino acids)
Biological process (GO): regulation of potassium ion transmembrane transport; negative regulation of transcription by RNA polymerase II
Cellular component (GO): nucleus; voltage-gated potassium channel complex
Molecular function (GO): potassium channel regulator activity; DNA-binding transcription repressor activity, RNA polymerase II-specific; RNA polymerase II cis-regulatory region sequence-specific DNA binding
Source: RefSeq, a predicted model, not a curated record
GAAGGAAAAGAGAGAGAGAGAAAAGGAGAAAGGGAUUGUGGUCAGGGGAAAAGGACCAGUUCUCACAAGGGUCUUGUGACUUUGCAGUCAGGGGUUGUGAGGCUUGGAAAGCGAGCGAUGGAUAAAAGAAGAGAUGGAGUGGUCAUAGAUGAGCAGAGAGGAAGAGACACGGAAGGAGGGGUGGGAUGGACAGAGAGGUGAAGAUAAACUGCCCACUGCAGAUUAUUACGGGACAAGAGAGGGCAAGGGAAGCGAGGGAGGGAGGGAGGAAGAGAGUGAACUGUACAGUACAACUUGAAAGAAGAGACAAAAGCACUUGAUGCUGACUCUGAGGAAACAGACGAGGGAGAAGAUGAGGGCGCUUGACUGACGGCAGAACCCCCGAGAAGGAGGAGACGAGAGAAACCGCAUUCCUCGGGACCACUCCCAAGACGUAUGACCGAACUUAAUGAGCUGUUUGUAAGGUUGAGAACUUCAAGGGAUCUGCACCAACUUAAAGACAGAUCUGCGAAGGACUGACGUAUUUUUGCACAGGACUGCCACAGGAAGUAGGAGGCCGCCGAACGCUUUGAAUCCGGAUUCGAGAUGCCACCUCAGUGGCUGUCGCAGUGACCGAGACAGUGCCAGAUGUUGAUCCUGCGUAUAACUAAACUGUGUAUUACCUCAGUGACUUCUAGAUGGACAAAUGAUUCCAGUUUGAGGCACUAGGGCGCCCAUUAGUCUCAAAUUUCGGUGUUAACAUCAACAAAGCACGGAUUUAAAAGCCACUUAGGACUUGAAAUAUGAUCGUUUUAACAGCGAAAGGGUGUCUGUUGCUUCAAAGUCGCAAUUCCACAUCGUACUCAUCUGGAUCUAUAGAAUGAAUUUCCAUUUUUCGGCAGCUCCUGUAUCACGAUGAAAUCUUGAAUGCGAUCCUGAAUAUCGCAGCGUCGCCGCAGCACGGCGGAGUUUGAAAUGCUCUUGUCUGUUGUUGACACUUGCAAAUAACAUUUGCGGCCCAGGAUGGCUUUUACACAUCUGGACUGUGUACAAGAACUGCAAUCCAGCUCUUUAUUUAUGCGCUGGGGCUUUCAAGAAGAAUGACCUAACAUGGAAACGCUGACUUCUCUUCUCAUCUCCAGAAUAAGUGUAACUAGACCGGACUCUUUUUCCCAUGCACACUGCUAGCUUGACGUUCUGCCAAAAAUAUCCCCUGAUUUUCCUUUUAAAUAUUCUUCUAAAGGAGCUAAUGAAAUGAAUCUUUCUUUCUGAGACACCCUGCGUCUGGCGCCAUGCUAUAUCGGCCAGUUGGCUUCGUCCCGUGUUAGUACACACACUAGCAGAUUAAUACUUCCAGUAGUUCUACAAGUUCUGGUGCCAGGAGUCGUGAAUCACCGCAGUCAUGGGUAUUCAGGGAAUGGAGCUGUUUGCCAUCGGAGUGGUCAUCAUUCUGUUCGUGGCCGUUCUUAAACAGUUCGGCAUUCUGGAGCCCAUGUCGCUGGAAGACAGCAGUGACAGUGACCUAGAGCUGUCCACGGUGCGACAUCAGCCCGAGGGUCUGGAGCAGCUGCAGGCUCAGACCAAAUUCACCAAGAAGGAGCUGCAGUCCCUUUAUAGGGGCUUUAAAAAUGAGUGCCCAAGUGGUUUGGUUGAUGAGGAAACUUUCAAGACCAUCUACUCUCAGUUCUUUCCCCAAGGGGAUGCCACCACAUACGCCCACUUCCUGUUUAAUGCAUUUGAUCUCGACAGAAAUGGCUCAAUUCGUUUUGAGGACUUUGUGAUUGGUCUGUCCGUGUUGCUGAGAGGAUCUGUCACUGAAAAGCUCAACUGGGCUUUCAACCUGUACGACAUUAACAAGGAUGGAUACAUCACUAAAGAGGAGAUGCUGUUAAUUAUGAAGUCAAUCUACGACAUGAUGGGCAGGUACACCUACCCCAGUGUGCGAGAUGAAGCUCCGUCUGAACAUGUGGAAAAAUUCUUCCAGAAAAUGGACAGAAAUCGAGAUGGUGUGGUCACUAUUGAGGAGUUUAUUGAAACCUGUCAGAAAGACGAAAACAUCAUGAACUCCAUGCAGCUCUUUGAAAAUGUGAUAUAGGAUGGAAGGGGAGCGAUCUAAAGCUAAAACAGCCCUCAGUGUCCCAAUCCAGUUCUCUCCACAUGUCUAUAUACCAAACUAGCACAGCAGCCACUCUCUGUCUUGUCCUGUAGCACUACUCCCAUGCCUGCUGCACUCCGUAGAAUCGUAUAGACCAACACAUAGCCUACAAUAAGGCAUCACAGUUUGUACUUCACAGCAGGACUACUUUUAAAAAGAAAAGCCUGGACGGCUGGGAUCCUUCUAGUUGCUAAAUACCGGCAACCAUGUGGUGGAACUUUCGGAUCAGAGUGAACAAAUGAAGUAGCAAAGCCACGUUUUGUAUCACUGGUUGAUGGAUUCCAAUGGGCUCUCUGACGUCCGUGUAAAAACCAUCACCGCUCUGGACUGCUAUCUUCUGCCUUAUGAAUGAGGGACAUUACAAGACUCAAUUUCAACCUUCCAGCACCAUAGUUUGAAGGAGAGGACAGUGACUAUGGAUUUCAAGGGACCCAAAGGAGCGUCUAGCACCAAUGAUGAUUUGAAGCACACCAGAGACUAUACGUAAUACUCACCAAAAGAACAAAAUAAAUGUGAUGAAAACCGACCUGAAGCAUGCCUGUCCAAAUAUGUGAGAUAUUUGUUAUUUUCUUGCAUGGAGACUGACAAAAGUUGUACAUUUUCUUCCUUGUAAGCCAGUAGGUCCCACAGAAGACUGUAAGCAAACUUAAGCAACUGUAUGCGUGAAGUUACAUAGUGUACCGAUGUUCAUAAGUUCUGCUCAAACCUGUAUUGCACAUAUCAGUGGGGCCAGGAUGAUUUGUUUGGUCACAUUUGAUUCUUGCACAGCAAUGAGGUAUAUUAAAAGUUAUAUUUACAGUGUAGGCAUUUUAGAAGUAUAGAAGUAUGUGUUUUAUUUUCAGGAAUGUAUUUAUUUGUCAGGCGGCGUCUAAUGGAAUGCAGGGUUUGGGCAUGAACGGACAUGUCCUGGUUAUUAAACAUGUGGUUUACAAGUUUUAUUAAGCUCAUUUGAAAAAAAAAAAUUAUUUAGAUUUUACUAUAUAUAUAUUUGAAAAAGACUGAGAUAUAUAUAUAUAUAUAUACUGUACUAGAAGCUUGUUUAUCUUUAUUUUUUUUGCUUUUGCCCACAUGUUGGUUUGUAAAAGUUACAUAUUAUUUUAUCAAGUACAAGACGCAAUGGGAAACCUUGGGAAUCUCAUUUUUGACAGUUGUAUUAUCAGGAAUAUGGAUAGCUUUUACUCCUACCUAACAGUCCCCUUUUAUUUGGGGAUGGUGGGAGACUAUUGCUCACCUAUAAAGCAACAAAUACUAUGAUGAAGGUGACGUUAAAGAUUCAAAGUUAAUUAAAAGUGUUUUCAGUUCAUUUUCAGUAGCAACACCUAAAUUACCCUAAAAGCUCUCAUUUAUUUAUUCUUUGUUUGGUUGGAGCAGAUAGAGUUUAAUGUAGAUCCAAUUAAUAAAAGAUGCACUAAUC